GUUGCCUUCGUGUGACGUUGCCAUGUGGGCGUAAGCGUUAUGAACAUCAACAAAAGAGAAAAAGAGAGAGAAAGACGAGAAGGAAUAAGUCUACGCUACAGCAGAGACAACCGAUAUGUGGAUUUAACUGGCAAAAACAGUUUGAAUACUGUGGUGUAAAGUAGAGGUCACUUCUUCCAGUGCCAGCUGAGACAUGGACGCCUUCAAGCUGAUGAAGGAGCUGCGGGUGAAUUAUGAGCAGGAGGUUUAUUAUCUCCCUAAAGAGGCUGGACUGAGCCUCAUUGAAUCCACAACACGAGACGACAGUCGGAUCUCGGCCAAGUGCAGAGAUGCUAAAGUGGAGGACCUGUGGAGUCUGACCAGCUUCUUUGGUUACAGCACACAGACAUUCGUCCUGGCUGUCAACCUGCUGGACAGAUUCCUGGCCAUGAUUAGGAUCCAGCCAAAGCACCUGUCCUGUGUCAGCCUCAGCUGCCUCCACAUGGCGGCCAAAGUGACAGAGGAGGAGUGCAACCUGACGCCCACCGACGAGCUCAUCCGCAUCGGACAGUGCAGGUUCACAGUGUCUGAUCUCAGCCGCAUGGAGAAAAUCGUCGCAAAGAAGCUCAACUUCAAGUCCAACGCCAUCACUGCCUUAACCUUUCUGCACCUCUACCACCAGAUCAUACUUUCACACUCCACGGCCAGGAAGGAGACUCUGAGCCUCGAGAAACUGGAGGCUCAGCUCAAAGCCUGUCUGUGCCGGAUCUCCUUCUCUAAAGCAAAGCCGUCCGUCCUAGCAUUGUCUCUCCUGAGGCAGGAGAUCGACGCCAUGCAGUCGGAGGACAUGUUGGAAAUAGCUUUUCACAUCCAGACACACCUGAAGAUUGUGGAUGGUGAGCUGCUGCUGUGGAGUGAACAUGUGGCUCAGUGUCUGUCAGACUACGCCUCCCCCGAAUGCUGCAAACCCAACCACAGGAGGCUUCGGUGGAUAGUGUCGCGGCGGACUGCCCAGAACCUGCACUGCUACCGCAGUGUCCCCGAGCUGCCCACCAUCCCUGAGGGAGGCUGGGACGAGAGCGAGAGUGAGGAUUCAUGUGAAGAUGUGAUGAGUUCAGGUGAAGAGUCCCUCAGCAGUUCUCUGGGCAGUGAUGCUGAAGGGCCCUUCUUCCCUCUUCACUUCCGCAGCCAAAAACACCGCCAACACCUCCAGGCCUGAAGCCUCCGCCAUCCCGUGCCUCGUCAUCCCCCGACCCUCCCCUCUAACUCCUUUACUUGAUGUCUCUUAAUUUAUUGUUUAAUAAGCUCCGGUGUUGGUGGAGAAUCGCACAACUGGCAGCUGCUCAGUCUGGACUCUUCUGGUAGAUCUGGUAGAUUUUAAUUUGUAGAUGUUUUGAUGCAUGUUGAGAUGUCACAUUCCAGGGUGCAGAUUUUUUUUUAGGAUAUACAGGUGAUGUUUGGCAGAUAAGCUCUGGUCGACUCAAUUCAGUGACUGGCCUUUGAGGUGCUGAGCUGGCCGACAGAUCGGACCAGAAACAACUCUCAUUGUUGACAAGAGGAUAAUAUGCCAAAAACAUGUUGAUUAUUUAAUAGAAUGUUUUUAUGACUGUUAUUAAUCUAAGACUGUUUUUAUUAAGGGAGAGGACGACUUUUCCCUUUGUACAGAGGCUGAGAGCGGCCACGGUCGUAUAGUUUUGUUUCGUUAUCUUGCUUAAGGUAGUUAUUCAGAGAAAAAGACUAAUAACGAAAUGUCAAGCUGUUACCUUGGGGUCAUAACUGAACUUUCUUAUGUGAUGAACUCAAAUGAUGUUUUCAGUUACCCUGGGGUAAACCCUGAAGUCCUCAUCCCCACUAAACUGUCAACAUGACAGAGUUUGGGGGUAACAGGCUUGAAAACGAAAGUGGAGCGUUGUUUGUCAUUUCUUGAGAUAAUCUCCAUAUUUGAGUGAAAACUAUCCGACUGCGAAUGCUCCGAUCCUCUAUAGGAAAGUUUAAUUUGCACAGUUUUCUUUUUCUCAUUUUAAGUGUUAAAUGGUGGGAUUGGAGGUUGAAGUUGGUGUCUGAAGGGAAACUCUGAUGUUGGCAAUGUUUUUAUUUGCAACAGCAAGUUUUCCUGCAGAAUCAAACCCUGCUGACACCACAGGGGGUUCAGAUAAAAAAAUUGAUUACGUGUGUGUUUGUGGGUGUGUGUACGUAUGAACCUGGUUUGAAUUUAAAGUUGCCAAUUUUAGGAUGUAGCUUAAUAAAGUCUUUGAUGUUUUGAAACUGUUCAGAGAGAAUGUGGAAGAACAAAAUGAUGCUGACCAAGUGUCAAAAAAAGUCUAAAAAAUAUUAAAAAUGUAAAAAAAAUGUUAAUACAAAAACAUGUAAAACUGUAAAUGAUGUACAAAAAAAUCUGUUAAUAGUUCUUUGUAGAUAUUAAGUUAUUUAUUGUUUUCUUUGUCACGUACUGAAAAAGAAAAUCUUAUAAAAAUAUUAUUUUUAA
This is a messenger RNA of Xiphias gladius (swordfish), 2464 nucleotides long. RefSeq names its product cyclin G2 (gene ccng2). Gene Ontology annotation, molecular function: cyclin-dependent protein serine/threonine kinase regulator activity. Gene Ontology annotation, biological process: mitotic cell cycle phase transition; regulation of cyclin-dependent protein serine/threonine kinase activity. The record is from RefSeq and is a predicted model, not a curated record. Gene Ontology annotation, cellular component: cyclin-dependent protein kinase holoenzyme complex; nucleus; cytoplasm. The transcript is spliced from 8 exons. Bases 194 to 1198 code for a protein of 334 amino acids. Lineage: Eukaryota; Metazoa; Chordata; Actinopteri; Istiophoriformes; Xiphiidae.